AUGAGUGGUCCUGGUGAGAAUCGCUGGCGACGGCAGGGUCAAGCCAACCGCAACUCAGGCGCAAACACCCCCACCAAGGACGCUGGUGGCCGGCCGCAGUCCAUGGCCGCCGCACCUGCGGGCAAUGUCUGGGGAACCAAGCAGGCAAAAGCCUCGGGUCCUACGCCGGCUGCACAAGCUCAGGCCCAGCCCGAGCACCAUGUGCCCGUCAAAGACUUCAAUGCCAACGAGGUCAAGGAAUUCCUCAAGAAGAAAUACCUCGAGAGUACCGCCAACCAGCCAGCGGUAUAUCACAAGGUCCCGGGUGACUCGGUGUCGAACAGGAGCAGCGGAGCAUGGGGCAAAGGCGGCACCAUGCCGCACCUCAUGACAACGGGGCAGGACUUCUUCACGCAGCUCAAGAAGCAGCUGGCGACGAUGGACCAGACCAAAGCAGCGCAAUAG
Messenger RNA from Bipolaris zeicola 26-R-13, 444 nucleotides. RefSeq lists its product as uncharacterized. Bases 1 to 444 code for a protein of 147 amino acids. The record is from RefSeq and is a predicted model, not a curated record. The transcript has 5 exons. NCBI's taxonomy places the organism in Eukaryota, Fungi, Ascomycota, Dothideomycetes, Pleosporales, Pleosporaceae.